This is a messenger RNA of Pteronotus mesoamericanus, 541 nucleotides long. Its product is annotated as KRAB domain-containing protein 5-like. NCBI's taxonomy places the organism in Eukaryota, Metazoa, Chordata, Mammalia, Chiroptera, Mormoopidae. Gene Ontology annotation, biological process: regulation of DNA-templated transcription. The record is from RefSeq and is a predicted model, not a curated record. Bases 278 to 541 code for a protein of 87 amino acids. The transcript has 3 exons.
GUUUGUGGGCCUCUGUCGGAGGAGAGAGCACAUGAAGACAAAGCAAAACCUCAGUGUGGCCUCCAUGUAGGAAGUCAUUGUCCUGAUUCCCUGCGACUCGGGAAAGGAGAGGGUGGGCCUUUCUCAUUUCCAGGUCCUUCUGCCAGCGAUUGUGGUGGGCUUAGAUAGAAGGGCUGAGCCAAGGCCUUGGAAGGCACCUUCUCAAAAUGCAGACUUGAUUCCUCAGCAUCUCGUCCCCUGAGAAAAGAACCCAGAGGAGGAGCAGAACCAGGACGACAUGGCAGCCUCUCAGCCAUCCUUGACCUUCAAGGACGUGUCAGUAGAUUUCUCUGGGGAGGAGUGGGAGUGCCUGGACUCAGCUCAGCGGAAAUUGUACUUGGACGUGAUGGUGGAGAACUACAGGAACCUGGUCUCCCUGGGUCUUGUUGUCUCAUACCCGGUCCUGAUCAGCCUUCUGGAGCAAAUGAAGGAGCCUGGGGAUGUGCACAGAAAAAAGUCAAUGUCCGCCCGCCCAGGUAGGUGGGAUUUGGGAAGCAGGUGA